This is a messenger RNA of Acaulospora morrowiae, 1134 nucleotides long. Lineage: Eukaryota; Fungi; Glomeromycota; Glomeromycetes; Diversisporales; Acaulosporaceae. The record is from the annotation of a GenBank genome assembly.
AUGUUGAAGUUUUGGUUGAAACAAUUUUCACCGGUUCCCUUUCUCUUAUUAUUGCUACUUUCUCAUUCCUUUCGUGCGUUCUCCCAACAAAUACCACUUUCUCUGUCAUCUGACUUGAACGAAAAGAAAUACUUUACCUUAAAACAGGUUCUUCACCACGGUGGAAUUAUUAGUUCCGGAAAAACUUUAUUUCGUAAAUUAGAAAUUGAAAAGGAUGGGAAUUUGGUUUUCGGGGGAGACAGCCUUUCUGGCAAUGGUCCAUCCGGUGAAUACGUUGUUAAUUUUCUUGGGGAACCACGAGAGAACGGAUUUGGAGUAAAAAACAUUGAAAGAAGAUUCCCGGUCCCUAAUCACAAAGACGUAUAUUCAAUACUUAGUUUGGCUAAAAUGUCUUACAACGCAUAUAUUGGAAUAUCAGGCCCGUACGAAUGGGUAGAUUUAGAAGAUGUGGAUUACGAAAAUAUUCCAUUCGGCUGGGAAGAAGUUGGACUAAGGGGUUACAUAUUCACUGAUCCUGGGAAUUCUACGGUGAUCAUCGCCUUCAAAGGAACCAGCUUGAAAUAUAUUUACAGAGAUGGUGAGACCGCUCCCAAUGAUAAAUAUAAUGCAAGUUUUACUAUGCUAUUGCGUUAUAUCGACUUUAUUCGGAAAGGAAUAUGCGAUUGUAAGAGGGGCAAAUUGAGAUGCGAUGGUCAGUGUGUUCUAAGAGAAUCCAAGAGGCCAGAUAGCUAUUUUGAAAGUAGUUUGUAUAACGUACCAGCAAUAGUAUUUCAAACGCCUGGCGAAAUGUUGUACGCGAAAAGGAUUGGGUUAGACGUUAACAAUUCCAGCGCCUCGAAUAUCUAUCAUUUUGGUCACUCAGCUGACCCAAUAUUCACUGGAAAUUGCGUCGGAGUUUCCACCUGCUACAUUUGGGGGUUCGCGAUGGAAACAAAAUGCCAUUUGGGAAAAUCGUGCCUGUACGACACAAGAAGCCGGUUAGGUUGGAGUCCCAACAUAAAACACCAUUCAUUAUUAACAUUUAUCGAAAAAGUUAUAAAGGAAUGGUCGUCCAUUACGGGAGGCGAGGAAGAAGUCGCGCAAUGUCAAAGCGAGACGGGAUGCACUGAUUGCGCUCACUGGCAGUUUGAAUAA